Molecule: messenger RNA, 4070 nt
Organism: Protopterus annectens (West African lungfish)
Lineage: Eukaryota; Metazoa; Chordata; Ceratodontiformes; Protopteridae
Gene: FHIP2A
Product: FHF complex subunit HOOK interacting protein 2A
Exons: 15
Coding region: 266-2356 (696 amino acids)
Source: RefSeq, a predicted model, not a curated record
GCGCAACGACGCGGUGUUCCUCGUCACUGUGUCCGUGCGUUUCCUGUGCUACCAACACCUGGUUCCAGCGCACCGUUCUGUGUAGUUUACUCAUUAACCAGCCUUGGCUGGUGCGUCGGUGACUGUCGCCCUCUCUUAUUGUCCUCGUCAUCCGUUUCUGUGCCUUGAGUGUCCGUAUGAACCUACCAAUCUGGAGCGCAGACGGAAGAAGAUUGAGGAGUUCUCUAAAUCCUCCAAGGAGAAGCUACUUCAGUCUAAAACUAAGAUGUUUUCCAAGCUCACCUCCAUUCUCCAGCACGCUGUGGAAGUGCUCGCACCUUCUCUUCCUUUACAAGAGGACUUUGUGUACCAUUGGAAGGCCAUUACCCACUAUUAUAUUGAAUCUGCAGAUGACAAAGCUCCAGUGACUGAUACAAACAUCCCAUCACACUUGGAACAAAUGCUGGAUAUCUUGAUUCAAGAGGAAAACGAACGUGAAUCUGGAGAGACGGGACCUUGUAUGGAAUACUUACUGCAUCACAAGAUCUUGGAGACUCUGUACACGUUGGGAAAGGCUGAUUGUCCUCCAGGAAUGAAACAACAAGUGCUGGUUUUCUACACAAAACUGCUGGGAAGGAUCAGGCAGCCUCUUCUUCCACAUAUCAAUGUGCACAGACCUGUUCAGAAAUUAAUCAGACUUUGUGGUGAAGUUUUAACAGCUCCAACAGAAAAUGAGGAAAUCCAGUUUCUUUGUAUAGUUUGCGCAAAGCUGAAGCAAGAUCCAUAUCUGGUCAAUUUCUUUCUGGAGAACAAGUUAAAAACGUUAGCUACAAAACAAUCUGAUGCUUCAAGUAAAGCACAGGAAUCCAAUGAGGUACUGAUUGCAGACACAGGACAGACUGUGGAGCCUGGAAUAAUGUGUGGCUCAACAGGUGCUGCGGUUAAUAGUGGGACGCUGAGUGAAAGUGAACUUUCAGAUGACUUAUCUGCAUCACUGGACUCGUUAGAUAUGACCAGCCAGCCUGAAGCUCCUAUUAAUCGACCAAAUCAGGACUACAAUUUGGUGAAUUCUCUACUAAAUCUCACAAGAAGUCCAGAUGGCCGAGUAGCUGUGAAGGCAUGUGAAGGUCUCAUGUUACUUGUAAGUUUACCAGAACAAGCAGCUGCCAAGUGCCUUACUGAAAGCACACUUCUGUGUGAACUGCUGACCGAAAGACUAGCUGCCCUUUAUAAGGCACUGCCUCAGUCAAUGGAUCCUUUGGAUAUUGAGACAGUGGAAGCAGUCAAUUGGGGGUUAGAUUCUUACAACGUUAAAGAAGAUACGUCAGCUUUCCAUGGGAAACGUGCACUUAUCUCAUUCCUUUCCUGGUUCGAUUACUGUGACCAGCUCAUCAAAGAAGCACAUAAGGUCAAUGAUGUCAUUACUUUUCGAACUACAUAUUUAAAAAUAAUAUGUCUUUUUUGUAUUACAGCAUCUUAUAACAUAAUGACCCUGAGGUUAUUUGAGCACCUGCUACAAAAACCUAACGAGCAUAUCCUUUAUAACCUCAUUCUGAGAAACUUGGAAGAGAGGAACUAUGUUGAAUUUAAACCUGCCUGUCAGGAAGACCGGGAUGUAGUGGAGAAUGGACAGAUAGCAGGAGCAGUCGAUCUUGAAGAAGAUCCAUUGUUUACUGAUAUUUCACCUGGUAAUAGACUGUCUGGUACAGAAUGGCUUAGUGCAUCCCCUCCUCAGACUCCUGACCAUGUCAAGCCUGAUGGGAAGACAGAAGUUCAUAAAAUUGUAAAUAGCUUUCUUUGCCUUGUUCCUGAUGAAGCAAAAUCUUCAUACCAUGUGGAGGGUACAGGCUACGAUACCUACCUCAGAGAUGCUCACAGACAGUUCCGAGAUUACUGUGCAAUAUGUAUGCGAUGGGAUUGGCCGGGAUUACCAAAGUCAUUGGAGAGAUGUGAUUUGGAAGCUCCUUUUUUUGAGGGACAUUUCCUUAAAGUUCUCUUUGAAAGAAUGGGCAAGAUCCUUGAUCAGCCUUAUGACGUGAAUUUACAAGUGACGUCCGUGUUAUCCAAGCUGUCAUUAUUUCCUCAUCCUCAUCUACAUGAGUACAUGUUGGACCCCUACGUAAACCUGGCUCCAGGCUGCAGGUCUUUGUUCUCUGUUAUUGUGAGGGUUGUCGGAGACCUCAUGGUAAGAAUACAGCGUAUCCCAGAUUUUACUCCAAAACUUCUGCUGGUCAGAAAAAGAUUGCUGGGAAUGGAACCAGAAGGACCUGUAGUUGACCACAUGACUUUACUAGAAGGAGUAAUUAUACUCGAGGAAUUCUGCAAGGAGUUAGCAGCGAUAGCGUUUGUGAAGUUCCAUGCUUCUACAACUCCAUGAACAGUUUUACAGUGAUGCCAUUUAUGGAAAAUUACAGCGGUAAAUGGAUCCAUUUUUACAAAAGUAAUGCUAAAAGUACUCGCAGCUUGGCUGGAACUUCAGAAGUGUACUGUACUUAAAUGUCCACAGACCAAGCAUUUCAUAGCAUCUGUUUAUCAGAAGAUGGAGUUCAUACUGAUUAUGUUGAAACAGAUCCAAGAAAGGGUAUUAAUUCAGCUGAAGACUUGAAGAAAAAUGUAUCGUAGAAUGCUGAAAUUGGGAUUUUUGGAGCAGUGCUUGUCUGCAAACGUCUGAAGAGAUGUAGAUGGCCAAGCUUCACAGUUUAUUGCCUCUUAAGUAUUUAUGUAAGAUUUAGGGUGAAAGUACAUUGAGGUUCACUGACAGAAAGCAAUUACUCAGGCUUAGUGCAAUGUUUUUUUUUUUCUUUUUAAAUGCAUGGCCAUACAUGUUUUAACGUUUUUGUCUCUCUUCCGUUUUUAUAGUUAAAACGCUUCCUUAUUGGUAAGUGUGGUAUAACAUUUUACCUAAAAGAAAACUGAUAGCAUAUUUAUAUUUAGAAAUGAGGGCAAAAGAAGCAAGCUUAUAAAAUUAAGUUGACUAAUACACAUAAUAAAAUUUACAGUAACAGUUUUUUCAAACUCAAACAGUAAUCUUGGCAGGAAAUUUAAAUGCAGCAUAAGCAAAAAUAGAUUUGUAUUUGUUAAGAACAAAAGAGUAACUUGUUUUAUUUUAAGUGUUCCGUAAUCUGUGCUGCCUAGAACAACAGUGGUGACAUUAAGCUUCUGUCAUUCAUUCUGGUCAAUCAUGCAUUAAUCAGCAGAAAAUGUGACAUUUCACAGUAUGGUAUAGAGCAGGUAAUGAGGAAUGCUGCUGUAAUCUUGACAGUGGGAAGCUUUGCAUUGCGGUGGAGAUCUCCCUGAACUUGCAUUUUCAGUGUAGAUUCUGGGGCCACAGAUGUCAGGACUCUUUUAAUUGGCCCCUACCAUAGACUUUGUUGGACAGCUGUACUUUUUUACCCAUUGCAUUCAUUCAUUCAUUCUUCAGUCACUACACUUCCUGAAGCAUUACCUUGAUGCAUCUCUUGCCUGUUGGGUAUUCACUCACCUGGGAAAAAAGCUUAAGGACCACCCUGGCCCGUGCCACUGUUCAUCAGAUAUGGGAGAGCGAGACAGGCGGGACCUGUUGUAACGAUGCCCUGGCUCCUUUUUGUUGUGUGACAUUGUGCUUGUACCGCGCUCCCUGGCUCCUUUUUGUUGUGUGACAUUGUGCUUGUACCGCGUGCCCUGGCUCCUUUUUGUUGUGUGACAUUGUGCUUGUACCGCGCUCCCUGGCUCCUUUUUGUUGUGUGACAUUGUGCUUGUACCGCGUGCCCUGGCUCCUUUUUGUUGUGUGACAUUGUGCUUGUACCGCGCUCCCUGGAUCCUUUUUGUUGUGUGACAUUGUGCUUGUACUGUGCACCCUGGAUCCUUUUUGUUGUGUGACAUUGUGCUUGUACCGCACUGGUGUGUAUGCAGCACUUGGACAUUGUAUGCUGCAUUCUAAGCACACUGUUUUGUUUCUGACUUAUAACCAUUGUGGUCCUCACCAUGAGGUGAACACGCAGCAGCGGUUGGUACUUUCACCCCCUUGAGAUAGCUGAAGUGGCUCCUGUCUGCUUAAACAUACCUGCAGCACAAGCAGGGGUAGCCUGAGAAAGGUUGGUAGCAUCACGAGU